Messenger RNA from Rotaria sp. Silwood1, 576 nucleotides. NCBI's taxonomy places the organism in Eukaryota, Metazoa, Rotifera, Eurotatoria, Philodinida, Philodinidae. The record is from the annotation of a GenBank genome assembly.
AUGGUAUGUUAUAUUUUUUUACAACAUAAUGAUCAUAAUGUUGUAUCAAGUUCAUUGGAAACACAUGAAAUUAUACUUAAAUAUUCAAAUUUAUUUGAUUUUGAUCAAUUAUUAAUUUCAAUUCAAAUUGGAUCUAUAGAAAAAACUUGUGUUAGUGAAGCCUUAAAAACAGAUAUUACAUAUCUUUUAUCUUUAUGUGAACACGGUGAUCUACAUUUACGUGGUGCAUGUGUAAAUUUACUUGUUACAUUAAUUCAAACAACAAAUCAUCUUUUAACACUAUCGUCAUUAUCAAAUUCAUUUAUUAAUUAUUUUAUUAAUCAAUAUUCACUUGUAUCAACUGAUUCACAACAUUUUAUUUAUUGUAUUGCUGAAUUUCUUGUUAUGUUAUCACAUGAUACACUUCAUUCAAAACGAGUUAUUAAAAUACAAGAUUUAAUAAAACAUUAUGAUUCAUUAUUAGCAAGUGGACAUGAACCUGAAACACAUGCUUUAGCAGCAUUAGAACCAGUUUUAUAUGAUUUUUUUCUUGUUCGAGUUAUGCGAAUAAUUAAAAUUCCUAAAAAGUUUUAUUAA